AUGAAGAGCCCAAUCCCUGUGGUGCUUCUGGCCUGUGGUUCCUUCAACCCGAUCACCAACAUGCACCUGCGUAUGUUCGAGGUGGCCAGAGACUACCUACACCAAACAGGUGUGUACCAGGUGAUCAAGGGCAUCAUCUCCCCCGUCAAUGACAACUAUGGGAAGAAAGACCUCGUGGCGGCCCACCACCGGGUGGCCAUGGCCCGGCUGGCCCUACAGACAUCUGACUGGAUCCAGGUGGAUUCCUGGGAGAGUGAGCAAGCACAGUGGAUGGAGACGGUGAAGGUGCUGAGGCAUCACCGCAGCGAACUGCUCAGAUCCCUGCCCCAGAUGGAAGGCCCCGGCGACAAGGCACUCUCCCUGGCCCCUGCAGCUGUGCCAGAGCUGAAGCUGCUCUGCGGGGCAGAUGUCCUGAAGACCUUCCAGACUCCCAACCUCUGGAAAGACGAGCACAUCCAGGAAAUAGUGGAGAAGUUCGGCUUGGUGUGCGUGGGCCGGGCAGGCCACGACCCUAAGGGGUACAUCUUAGAAUCGCCCAUCCUCCGGAGGUACCAGCGCAACAUCCACCUGGCCAGGGAGCCUGUGCAGAAUGAGAUCAGCGCCACGUACAUCAGGCGCGCCUUGGGCCAAGGGCAGAGCGUGAAGUACCUGCUCCCCGAUGCUGUCAUCACCUACAUCAAGGACCACAAGCUCUACACCAGGGACAGUCCCUAGACAGGCAAAAGCACCCCGAGGAACGAAGAACAGACAGGUGGGAUUCCAAAAGCCAGCUGCUCCUCCACUGAGCUCCUUCUGGGGAGAGGGCUGUUAGGGUUUUUGUUUUUUUUUUUCUUUUUUUAUUUGUUUUAUUUCUGCAACGAUUUUACUUCUGAGGAGUUUUCUGCUCCAGGAACGAUUCCUUCUUUUGGGAUCUCUCUGUCUACAUCUCAGGAAUAGACAUUUCUCAAAGAAGAUGGUGGCAGGUCAGUAGGAUUAGGCAGUCUCUCAGAACCCCUAGAUGAAGAGGCCUUUUUAUUUUAUGCAAAUAGUUAAUCGUGACAAGCCACAGGGAGCGUGCACACCAACCCCUGUUGCGGGUAUGGCAGGGGCCCCGAGUCAUAUCAAAACGACCCACAAUGUGUUCUUCAACACGCACUGUGCUGGUCUUGACUGGAGAGAUUUGACAGGAUGUUAAUUUUACCCAACAGUAGGCUUUGUUGCCACCCUUUUUGCAAGCAGAAUAGUAUUAAUUGAGGAGUGAAAAAUCUGGAAGCAGCACUUUGCUGCUUUACACUGAAUCUUCCCUUAGGAACCAUUCUCUGCCUGCCUACUGGCCACUGAUAAAAUUUAAACUCUAAGGAGUGAUCCUCAAACUAUUUUUGAUACAACGAUAUUUUUAACACCGCUGUCCUAUAAACGCCAGGGCUCCUGAUUUCAGGAUUUCUAAAAGGAACUGAGGUAAACCAGAUGCCUUGGCUGUGUUAGAGGCUGUUUUUAAAUGUUUUAUGACUGCCUGCCUGUUUGAAUAUCAGCAAAGAGAUAAAUAAUAAAUUGACAUC
Trichechus manatus latirostris (Florida manatee) is the source of this 1538-nucleotide messenger RNA. RefSeq names its product nicotinamide nucleotide adenylyltransferase 3 (gene NMNAT3). Gene Ontology annotation, cellular component: mitochondrion. The transcript has 4 exons. Lineage: Eukaryota; Metazoa; Chordata; Mammalia; Sirenia; Trichechidae. Bases 1 to 714 code for a protein of 237 amino acids. Gene Ontology annotation, biological process: NAD+ biosynthetic process. The record is from RefSeq and is a predicted model, not a curated record. Gene Ontology annotation, molecular function: nicotinamide-nucleotide adenylyltransferase activity; nicotinate-nucleotide adenylyltransferase activity.